Messenger RNA from Capra hircus (goat), 588 nucleotides. It is a transcript of the gene RPP21, whose product is annotated as ribonuclease P/MRP subunit p21. Gene Ontology annotation, cellular component: nucleolar ribonuclease P complex. The transcript has 5 exons. The record is from RefSeq and is a predicted model, not a curated record. Gene Ontology annotation, biological process: tRNA processing. The coding region runs from base 78 to 542 and encodes 154 amino acids. NCBI's taxonomy places the organism in Eukaryota, Metazoa, Chordata, Mammalia, Artiodactyla, Bovidae.
CGCGCGGACGCCGGGGGCGUGGCUAUCCUGGGGCGGGGCCUGUGGACGGUCGCGUGUGGAGAGCUCGCGCGGCGCGGAUGGCGGGGCCGGUGAAAGACCGCGAGGCCCUCCAGAGGCUCAGCUUCUUGUACCAGGCCGCCCACUGCGUCCUCGCACAGGACCCAGAGAACCAGGCGCUAGCGAGGUUUUACUGCCACACGGAGAGGACCAUAGCAAAGCGGCUCGUAUUACGGCGGGACCCCUCGGUGAAGCGAACUCUCUGCCGUGGCUGCUCUUCCCUCCUCAUCCCUGGUCUGACCUGCACCCAGCGGCAGAGACGCUGCAAGGGUCAGCGCUGGACUGUACAGACCUGCCUGACAUGCCAGCGCAGCCAGCGGUUCCUCAACGACCCGAGGCAUGUGCUCUGGGGAGACCGGCCCGAGGCCCAGCUGGGGAACCAGGCAGAUCCCAAACCACCACAGCCCUUGCCAAACACAGCCCACCCCAUUCCAGCCCAGCUUCCUGAGGAGAAAGUGCAGCCUCAGAGCUCCAGUCACCAGUGAUGGACUCACUCUGUCUUCCAAAUAAAUUUUAAUUCUGCUUAACUUU